This is a messenger RNA of Vicia villosa (hairy vetch), 641 nucleotides long. RefSeq names its product dehydration-responsive element-binding protein 2C-like. The record is from RefSeq and is a predicted model, not a curated record. Lineage: Eukaryota; Viridiplantae; Streptophyta; Magnoliopsida; Fabales; Fabaceae. Gene Ontology annotation, cellular component: nucleus. The transcript has a single exon. Gene Ontology annotation, molecular function: transcription cis-regulatory region binding; DNA-binding transcription factor activity. Gene Ontology annotation, biological process: positive regulation of DNA-templated transcription; response to stress. Bases 28 to 480 code for a protein of 150 amino acids.
AGGUAGCUACAACAAUAGUGAGCAACGAUGAAAAAGGAAUCGGAAUUGAAAAAACCACGAUCAAGACGAAAAGGAGGACCAGAGAAUGCAUUAUGUAACUACAGAGGUGUGAGACAAAGGACUUGGGGAAAAUGGGUUGCGGAAAUAAGAGAACCUAAGGGUGGUGCUAGGCUUUGGCUAGGAACAUUCAACACUUGUAUUGAAGCAGCACUUGCUUAUGAUGAUGCUGCAAAAAGGCUCUAUGGUGAAUCUGCUAGGCUCAAUUUGGCACCACCAAAGGGUGCUUCUACAACAACAAGUAUAGAGGUUUCAAAUGAUAACAACUGUAGUGAAGAGAUUUCAAAUGAUAAGAAUAAUGAGGUGUUGUGGGAGAUUCCAUGGAGUACUAGUGAUUUUGCUGUGGAAGAUUUUAUGGAAUUGAAUGAUAGUGUACUGGCUGAAGGGCUUAAGGAUUGGGAUCCAUCAUUACUAGAGAUUUAAUUAAAAUGCCUUUGGCGUAUUAUAUACUAUUACUACUAUAUGAGUACUUGUUACUUUUUUUUUGUUUAACGAGAAAAUGGAAAAAUAAUGCAUACUACUGAUGUACCUUAUUUUAGUAUUCCUUGUGAUAGAUGGAAGAAUCAGUUAGAAUUUAUUUGCAA